UUAUAAUCCACCCAACUAUUUUCCUUGCUCCCCAAACAUAAAAAUAUUUCCUCUCAUUUCUCCCACACAACAAAUUACUAAAACUUCUUUCAACUACACAAAGGCAAAAAAAAAAAAAAAAAAAAAAAAAAAGAAGAAGAUCUCAGCACCCAUUUACCCAAAUAAAAUGAAGAUGAGAGUGUUAGCAGCCUGUGUGAUGGUAGGUUCUGCAACUGCCAUUUCUAGUUCCACAUCUUCAUUCAAUUUUCUAAUUUCUCGUAAUCAGGAUGGUAGUCAGAAGAAAAGGAAUGAAAAUUAUUCAACGCCACAGCAAGUGCAGCCAUCAUCAGAUAAAUUUGCGCCAAGAUUUGAUGGAUUAAGGUUUAUAGAAACACUAAUCACAGCUCACAGAUGAGCUGAAUUUUGAUGGAUUUGCUUAAUUAUUGAGUUUGGGAAGCCAAAACAAUUUGGACAUAUUGAUAGGAUAUAUAAUAGAAAUUGAGG
Lycium ferocissimum is the source of this 483-nucleotide messenger RNA. RefSeq lists its product as uncharacterized. Bases 167 to 394 code for a protein of 75 amino acids. NCBI's taxonomy places the organism in Eukaryota, Viridiplantae, Streptophyta, Magnoliopsida, Solanales, Solanaceae. The record is from RefSeq and is a predicted model, not a curated record. The transcript has 2 exons.